Messenger RNA from Pteronotus mesoamericanus, 846 nucleotides. It is a transcript of the gene CEBPE, whose product is annotated as CCAAT enhancer binding protein epsilon. Bases 1 to 846 code for a protein of 281 amino acids. NCBI's taxonomy places the organism in Eukaryota, Metazoa, Chordata, Mammalia, Chiroptera, Mormoopidae. The transcript has 2 exons. The record is from RefSeq and is a predicted model, not a curated record. Gene Ontology annotation, biological process: DNA-templated transcription; regulation of transcription by RNA polymerase II. Gene Ontology annotation, molecular function: RNA polymerase II cis-regulatory region sequence-specific DNA binding; DNA-binding transcription factor activity, RNA polymerase II-specific.
AUGUCUCAUGGGACCUACUACGAGUGUGAGCCCCGGGCGGGCCAGCAGGCACUCGAGUUCUCAGGGGCCCGAGCGGGGCCAGGGGAGUUGGGGGACAUGUGUGAGCAUGAGGCCUCCAUCGACCUCUCGGCCUACAUCGAAUCUGGGGAGGAGCAGCUCCUCUCUGACCUCUUCGCUGUGAAGCCGGCACCAGAGACCCGAGGCCUCAAGGGCCCCGGAAACCCUGCCUUCCCUCACUACCUGCCACCCGACCCGCGGCCCUUCGCCUACCCCCCACAUACCUUCGGCCCAGACAGGAAGGCGUUGGGACCUGGAAUCUACAGCAGCCCAGGCAGCUACGACCCCAGGGCCGUGGCUGUGAAGGAAGAGCCUCGGGGACCUGAGGGCAGCCGAGGGACCAGCCGCAGCAGCUACAAUCCUCUGCAGUACCAAGUGGCACACUGUGGGCAGACAGCCAUGCACCUGCCCCCAGCCCUGGCAGCACCCAGCCAGCCCCUGCGUGUCCUCAAGGCCCCUUUGGCUGCUGCUGCGGCCCCCUGCAGUCCCCUUCUCAAGGCAUCCUCUCCCGCUGGCCCCUCGCACAAGGGCAAGAAAGCGGUGAACAAAGACAGCCUGGAGUACAGGCUGCGGCGGGAACGGAACAACAUUGCUGUGCGCAAGAGUCGGGACAAGGCCAAGAGGCGCAUUCUGGAGACACAGCAGAAGGUGCUGGAGUACAUGGCAGAGAACGAGCGCCUCCGCAGCCGUGUGGAGCAGCUGACCCAGGAGCUGGAAACCCUUCGCAACCUCUUCCGCCAGAUCCCCGAGGCCGCCAACCUCAUCAAGGGCGUGGGGGGCUGCAGCUGA